GAGAGGUAAUCCGGUGCAUUGAGGGAUGUCCAGCUCCUCAUCUGCGCUCUGUACAGCAUCAGCACCAGGCUCUGCUUGAGGAAGACACAGAGUCGCAUCCCCCGCUGAGAGCAACGCCGCGUGCAGCUCAUUCAAUCUGGAGCGUCAGAUGGUCGAGCUGGAUGAGCCUCGUCUUUGUCCCUCUCCUUUCCCGGACUGUGCGAGUUAACGCAGGAACGGAGCAUAAGUAGUUCAAGGACCCCAGAAGACACAUUUCAUCUUUACUGAUUACAGGCUUAUUGAUCUCGAGCACUUGGAUUAUUGUCCUCAUUUCACCGUUCCCGUGGAUUGCACGCGCGUGAAGUAGACGAGCGCGCGAAAGAACUCAGCUGUUUCGGGAGAAGAAAGCGGGUCGUUGCUGUUUGAAAUGUGUUAAUUCGGGUCCUUUCUUACGAGGGAGGAGCAAUGAGCGCGAAAACAACACUGGGUCGCUUUGUUUCUAACACACGGACCGGUGGAAGAUCAGAUUGACAUGUCGCGCGCUUCUGGAUUUGGAGAUAUCAUGCUAUGAUUUUAUUCUGUCCUGCGUCGCGCUCACCAUUAUUCCUCCUGCGCUGUCUUUCUAACUAACUUAGAGAAGUGUUGUCCUGGGUUGACUGCAUUAUAUAUUCAUUUCACUUUCCUAACAAACACAUUUAUGCUGUUGUUUUCGGAUCUUCUUCAUGUACGGUGGAGCGUUUGGGAUGCUUUCACUUGAAGGGCGUAUUUAAUUAGCUUCUAGCGCCUUUGCAGUGAAGAAACACCCUUUAAGCGUGUUAGAUCGUCUCUUUGUCCCGGCAUCUGGGCAUCUUUGGGGAGGUACAACGACCCACGUGGAAACACGGACUCCAAGGAGGGCAAGAUGGGCUGUUGCAGUGGUCGAUGUACGCUGGCCUUUAUAUGUGGCAUGCAGUUGAUCAGCAUCUUGGAAAGACAGAUAUUUGAUUUCCUUGGAUAUCAGUGGGCUUCAAUUCUCACAAACUUCAUCCACAUCAUCACAGUGAUUCUAGGCCUCUUUGGGACAGUACAGUUCAGACCACGAUAUGUCACCGGGUAUGCAGUCUGGUUGGUGCUCUGGGUUGCCUGGAACGUCUUCAUCAUCUGUUUCUAUUUGGAAGUGGGUGACCUUUCAAAGGACACAGACCUGAUCAUGACCUUUAACAUCUCCAUGCAUCGCUCCUGGUGGAUGGAGAACGGCCCGGGGUGCAGGGUGACCCCCGUGACCCCUCCUCCCUCCUGGGCCCCGGAGGACCAUCGCUACAUCAGCAUCGCUGGCUGUCUGCUGGAGUACCAGUAUGUGGAGGUGGCUCACAGUUCCUUGCAGAUUGUCCUAGCUCUUGCUGGGUUCAUCUAUGCGUGUUAUGUUGUGAAGCUCAUUUCAGAAGAGGAGGACAGCUUUGACUUUAUAGGAGGGUUUGAUUCGUAUGGUUACCAAGGGCCACAGAAAACAUCCCAUUUGCAACUACAACCGAUGUACAUGUCAAAGUAAUGGAUUAACUGCCUUAUCAACCAAUCAAAAUGAAGAACUGAUGUUCGAACAAUGUCUUUCAACGUUAAUGUCUUAACAUAAUAGUGUCUUACGAACUGUUGGAGGAACACGAAUCCGACAAUUUAAUCUCAAAGACUCAAGCAACAGCGGAUUUUAUUUUUAUUUUAUUUUAUUUUUUUGUCUAUUCCCAGUCUUUCCUCCUUCAGAGCACCAGAGCAUCACUGUAGAGCUGGGCUUUCACUGUCCGUAGACGCGAGAGAGCCUCCUUGUGGCUGAUACCCUCUUUGCCACUAUCAUCAAUGCAAAACAAUUCUUAGCGAAGGAGCAAAUUUAGUUGAUCUCUGUGGAUGUCAGUGGAAAGAUCUUGAGCACAGCGGCAAUAAGAAAGACUUGGAAUCGUGCAAUGGAGCAAAUGGACUUCAAGUGUGUUUUGACUGACUUUCCUGGAAACCAUCCAUAACUUAAAAGAAUGUUCAUUAACCAGUCAGUAUGAUAUUACCUUAUCUGAAGUAGUCCUACGAUCUUCAAACGAUGACUGGAGUGAAUUCUUGUGGAGAGAUUUAUUUGGUAGUGUUUACAAAGGGUCAUUCCAAGCUUUGGAUUUAUCAUCGCACUGGGUUUUCUUACAGUAUCUAAUCGCAACCCAGUUAGUUUCUCUUCUUUCUCCUGGAUGUACUUGUCCUGAAAGUGCCAAGAACAGUUACAAAAGCCGAAUAUUGAUAUCAGUAGCUGCUAAGAGACUCAUAUCUUUAGAGUUAAACAACAUUAAAAAAUACCUAUGAUUUUAUCCAUUAAUAACUCCAUCAUGGGAUCAGCCGUAUUUGUUUGCAUGAGGUGUCAAAAUCAGUUGCGUAUUUAAUAUCUUUUAGCUAGAACUAGGCCAGCCUUGAAAGGGGUAACAGUUGGCCUAAAGGCGACUGUCCUUGCUCCAAAAGGUUAUUUGUGAAUAUUGUGUUUUUCUAAAGAUGGUGUUGAGUCUUGUUAUAAAGAUAAUGAAUAGAAAAUUUUAAAUUCUUUCUAUUUUGAGCCUUUUUUUAACAUGUGUGCCAGUGUUAACUCUUUUCUAGUAGAUUAAUAAUUUAUUAUGCUAUAUAAGUGGGCCUUUCUUUUCAAUAUAAAUGUACAUAUUGAUGGGGGAAUCUUUGGAGAGGGGUAGGGAUAGAGAUGCAUUAUUAUUUGUAGUGUGUGGCACUAUAGUCUACUAUGAGUCUACUCAAUUUAGAACUUUUUGUUUUCUGUAGGCGACAGGAACCCAAUCGUUAAAAGCUUUUUAAAAUGGAUAGUUCACCCAAAAAUAUAAAUAUCGUCAUUAUUUACAGUACUCACCCUAUUGUUGUUCCUAACCCAUAUUACUUUUUUUUUCUUCCAUGGAACAAUGUGAGGGUGAGUAAAUAAUGACAGAUUUUCAAUUUUGGGUGAAUUACCCCACAAUUGUUCCCCAACAGUAAAGUUGGCAACACUCACUAUUAACAGCCAAAGCUAUUCAGGUUUGUUAAAGGGAUAGUUUACCCAAAAAAACAAAACAAAAAUGUAUCAUCAUUUACUCACCCUCAUGCCAUCCCAGAUGUGUAUGACUUUCUUUUU
Myxocyprinus asiaticus (Chinese sucker) is the source of this 3091-nucleotide messenger RNA. RefSeq names its product sodium/potassium-transporting ATPase subunit beta-1-interacting protein 2-like. The record is from RefSeq and is a predicted model, not a curated record. Gene Ontology annotation, biological process: regulation of sodium ion transport. The transcript is spliced from 7 exons. Lineage: Eukaryota; Metazoa; Chordata; Actinopteri; Cypriniformes; Catostomidae. The coding region runs from base 881 to 1507 and encodes 208 amino acids.